AUGAUUGAGAAGAACAAUACAUGGGAAUUAGUUGAUAGGCCAUUUGACAAACUAGUAAUUGGUGUUAAGUGGGUCUACAAGGUCAAACUGAACCUAGAUGGUACUGUGCAGAAGAAUAAAGCUGGGCUAGUGGCUAAAGGCUACUCACAAAAGCCCGGAAUUGACUACAAUGAAGCAUUUGCCCCUGUGGCACGGCUAGAUACCAUCAGAACCUUGAUUGCCCUUGCUGCACAAAAGGAAUGGAGUUUGUAUCAAUUGGAUGUGAAGUCUGCCUUUCUCAAUGGCAUUCUAAAGGAGGAAGUCUAUGUUGAACAGCCUCAAGGAUAUGUUCAAGAGAGCAAGGAAACCAAGGUUUACAGGUUGAACAAGGCUCUAUAUGGACUUAAACAAGCCCCAAGGGCCUGGUAUGAUGAAAUAGAUGCCUACUUCAACACUGCAGGUUUUAAGAAGAGUUUAAGUGAAGCUACUCUCUAUAUCAAAACAAAUGACACCUCAGAUGACAUCAUAUAUACUGGAAGUUGUCCUAAAUUGCUUGAAGGGUUUAAGCAAGAUAUGAUGCAACACUAUGAGAUGACAUAUUUGGGUUUGUUACACCAUUUUCUUGGCAUGGGAGUGGUACAAACUGAUAAGCACAUUUUCAUUCACCAAAAGAAAUAUGCUAUGAAACUCCUUGAGAAGUUUGGAAUGAGAGACUGCAAGUCAGUGGCAAUUCCAUUAGUGGUGAAUAAGAAACUGUGUAAAGAAGAUGGAAGUGAAGCAGCAGAUGAAAGUGAAUUCAGACAGAUUGUAGGAAGUUUGCUUUAUUUGACUGCCACAAGACAAGAUGUCAUGUUUGCAUCUAGCUUGCGUGCUAGUGACUGGGCUGGGAGUGAGGAUGAUAUGAGGAGCACCUCAGGAUAUGGCUUCACACUAGGCUCAGGCAUGUUCUCUUGGGCCUCCAUCAAGCAAAGCACAGUUGCUCUGUCUACAGCCAAAGCUGAGUAUGUGAGUGCUGCAGAAGCAACUUCACAAGCUAAGUGGCUCAGAUUUGUGCUUGAGGACUUUGGUGAAGAACAGGUAGAAGGGACUCCAAUUCUAUGUGACAACACCUCUGCAAUUGCAAUGGCAAGGAAUCCAGUUCAUCACCAGAAGAUAAGACACAUCAGCCGAAAAUUUCAUUUCAUAAGGGAAGCUAUUCAAGCAAAAGAAAUUGAACUCAUCUACUGCAAGACAGAAGAUCAAAUAGCAGACAUUUUGACUAAGGCUCUGCCUAAGGAUCGGUUUGUGAGGUUGAGAAGCCUGCUUGGAGUGAAAUCAACUAAAGGAUUAGAAGGGAGUGUUGAAAUGUAA
Prunus armeniaca (apricot) is the source of this 1329-nucleotide messenger RNA. NCBI's taxonomy places the organism in Eukaryota, Viridiplantae, Streptophyta, Magnoliopsida, Rosales, Rosaceae. The record is from the annotation of a GenBank genome assembly.